UUUAAGCACUCGUGGAUCCUUGUUUGCCCCUCACCGCGAAUCAGUUUCAACACACAUCAACUGACGGAGCUGGAGAAGGAGUUUCACUUCUCCCACUACCUUACUCGAGCGCGUCGCUACGAGAUUGCCAGUGAGCUAGGAAUCUCCGAGGCUCAAGUGAAAAUUUGGUUCCAAAACAGACGCAUGAAACUUAAAAAACGCCUUAAAAGUAACCGACACUUUUAA
This is a messenger RNA of Hydatigera taeniaeformis, 225 nucleotides long. Lineage: Eukaryota; Metazoa; Platyhelminthes; Cestoda; Cyclophyllidea; Taeniidae. The record is from the annotation of a GenBank genome assembly.